Molecule: messenger RNA, 2938 nt
Organism: Antrostomus carolinensis (chuck-will's-widow)
Lineage: Eukaryota; Metazoa; Chordata; Aves; Caprimulgiformes; Caprimulgidae
Gene: UBR1
Product: ubiquitin protein ligase E3 component n-recognin 1
Exons: 27
Biological process (GO): ubiquitin-dependent protein catabolic process via the N-end rule pathway; protein ubiquitination
Cellular component (GO): cytoplasm; ubiquitin ligase complex
Molecular function (GO): ubiquitin protein ligase activity
Source: RefSeq, a predicted model, not a curated record
GCAUAUGCUGAAAGGAAGAUGAAUUCUGAAUGUCAGUUGAAUGAAGAAAUUAUGGAGCACUCUAGGAGAGUAUUUCCCUCUGUGGUAAAAUACAUUGUAGAUAUGCUUAUAUGGGAAGAAGAGAAGGAACUGCCUCCGGAGCUCACAUUUAGUAGAGAGAAGGUAGACAGCUACUACUGUGUCCUUUUCAAUGAUGAACAUCAUUCUUACGAUCACGUCAUCUAUAGCCUGCAAAGGGCACUUGGCUGCGAACUUGGUGAAGCCCAGUUGCAUACUACUGCCAUAGAUAAAGAGGGUCGUAGAGCUGUUAAGGCAGGAAAUUAUGCCUCUUGUCAUGAAGCAAAAGAAGAAAUCAAGAGGCAUUCUGAAAAUGUUUCUCAACGACCACUUCAUGUGGAGGUUCUGCAUGCUGAUGUUAUGGCUCACCAGAAGUUUGCCUUGCGCCUUGGUUCUUGGCUGAACAAACUCAUGAGCUAUUCAAGUGACUUUCGCCAGAUCUUUUGUCAAAUAUGUCUUAAAGAAGAAGCUGGGUCUGAAAAGCCAUGCUUCAUAAGCAAGUUGAUGCUAUGGGAUGCAAAGCUUCAUAAAGGGGCAAGGAAGGUUCUUCAUGAACUUAUCUUCAGUAGUUUUUUCAUGGAAAUGGAAUACAAAAAACUUUUUGCUGUGGAAUUUGUGAAGUAUUACAAGACAUUGCAAAAAGAAUACAUCAGUGAUGAUCAUGACAGAGUUCUCUCUGUGACAGCACUCUCAGUUCAGAUGUUCACCGUACCUACUCUGGCCCGACAUCUUAUUGAAGAGCAAAAUGUAAUCACCAUCAUUACAGAGACACUCCUAGAAGUGCUUCCAGAGUAUCUAGACAAAAAUGACAAGUUCAACUUCCAAGGUUACAGUCAGGACAAACUGAACCGGGUAUAUGCAGUAAUAUAUGACCUCAGGUAUGUCUUAGUCAGCAAGCCUACAUUAUGGACAGACCGUCUGAGGGAGCGGUUUUUAGAAGGAUUUGUUUCUUUCCUAAGGAUUCUAACUUGCAUGCAGGGAAUGGAGGAGAUAAAAAGACAGAUUGGUCAGCACAUUGAGGUGGACCCUGACUGGGAAGCAGCUAUUGCUAUACAGAUGCAGCUCAAGAACAUUCUUUUGAUGUUCCAGGAGUGGUGUGCCUGUGACGAAGAGCUGUUGCUCAGGGCCUACAGUGAAUGUCAUAAAGCUGUGAUGAGGUGCAGCACAAAUGGCCGCUUACGGGAAAAAACAGUGUUUCACUUGUGUGGCCAUACUCUGGAGAGCAGACCUUACAGAGUGUCUGCAGAUCCUGUCAGUAUACAUUUACCGCUGUCUAGGACUCUUGCUGGUCUUCAUGUACGAUUAAGCAAGACUGGAGCCAUCUCAAGACUGCAUGAGUUUGUUUCUCCUGAAGAAUUUCAAGUGGAGCUGCUAGUAGAAUAUCCUUUGCGAUGUCUUGUCUUGGUUGCUCAGGUUGCUGCAGAGAUGUGGAGAAGGAAUGGGCUCUCCCUCAUAAGCCAGGUAUUCUAUUAUCAGGAUGUUAAAUGCAGAGAAGAGAUGUAUGAUAAAGACAUCAUCAUGCUACAGAUAGGUGCAUCUCUUAUGGAUCCAAACCAGUUCCUCCUGCUGAUGCUGCAGAGAUAUGAGCUUGCUGAUGCUUUCAAAAAGAUCAAGCCUACCAAAGAUCAGGAUUUGAUCAAACAAUGUAAUGUGCUAAUAGAAGAGAUGCUGCAGAUUCUCAUCUAUGUUGUGGGCGAAAGAUAUGUGCCUGGAUUGAGUAAUGUGACAAAAGAAGAUGUUGUAAUGAGAGAAAUCAUCCAUCUGUUAUGUAUUGAACCAAUGGCUCACAGUGCAAUUACCAAGUCCUUGCCUGAAAAUGAGAACAAUGAAACUGGCUUGGAGAGUGUAAUUGAUAAAGUGGCUACAUUUAAGAAACCAGGUGUGUCUGGCCAUGGAGUUUAUGAACUGAAAGAUGAAUGCUUGAAGGAGUUCAAUAUGUUCUUUUAUCACUAUACUAAGACCCAGCACAGCAAGGCUGAACAUACACAAAAGAAAAGAAGAAAACAGGAAAACAGAGAUGAAGCAUUGCCACCACCUCCUCCUCCACACUUCAGUCCUGCAUUCAGCAACGUGGUGAGGAUUCUGAACUGUGAUGUUAUGAUGCACAUACUGCGGACCAUUCUUCAGAGAGCAGUAGAACUGGAAACCCACUUGUGGACUGAAGCUAUGAUCCAAAUGGUGCUUCAUCUCCUCUCUUUAGGAUUACUAGAAGAGAAGCAGCAGUUACAGAACUCUCCAGAAGAAGAAGUAACCUUUGAUUUUUAUCACAAAGCAACAAGAAUGGGAAGCUCAGCCUUGAAUGCUGUGAGUGUGUUAAUGCUUCUGGAAAAAUUGAAGAGAGUGCCUCAGCUAGAGGCACAGAAGGACACAGUCAAUUGGAUACUACAGAUGUUUGACACAGUGAAAAGAUUGAGAGAAAAAUCUAGUUUGACAACAGUAACAGCUACAUCAGGCUCAGAAGCUACAAAAGGUGAUGAGACACAGAGCACUCAGGAUAAAGAGAAAGCUGAGCGGAAGAGAAAGGCAGAAGCAGCUAGGUUGCACCGUCAGAAGGUAAUGGCCCAGAUGUCUGCACUGCAGAGGAAUUUCAUUGAAACCCAUAAGCUCCUGUAUGAAAACACACUGGAGGCGCAAGGGAAAGAAGAUACUAUUAUGGAGGAAGAAAGUCAGCUUCUGGUACUAACUAACAAAGAAGGUCUGGUUGGGGAUGUGAAGGUUGGGGGCAACCUUGGCUGCAGUGACCACAAGAUAGUGGAGUUCAGGAUCCUGCCCAGAGGAAACAAGGCAAUAAGUAGGAUCACAACCCUGGACUUCCGGAGGGCUAACUUUGGCCUCUUCAAAGACCUGCUUAGAGGAAUCCCAUGGGCUACGGCUCUAGAGG